UGGUAGCCAUGAGCCGCGGAGUGUUUGUUAGGUACUGGGUCUUAUUUUGCAUUAGUUGGGCUUGCUUUGGGUACGCCAGCGGCAAUGUUUUGAUGAGACGGGAUGAAUUCGAUGACUUCGAUCAAUACAUAAACGAUACAUUAUACAUAAACGAUACAUACAUCUACGUGGAGGACGAUUGUAAUGGAUUAUUUUCAUGUCCUGCUACGACACUAAAUUCAACUGACCAAGAAGGAAAUCUCUACCUUGGAGAAAAUUUCUUUUCAGAUUAUUGCAAAUAUGUUCAGGAACUUCUUGAUUGUGCGGAAGAACGUGACAUUUAUAACGACCCAGAAUGUGUUGACCAAAGAAAAUACCUUUCAAUGUAUACGAAGAAAGAAACAAACCUUUGCAUGAAUCCCAUAUACCCAUUGCUGCAAAACUUGCGACAAUGUAUUAACAGCCUGAACCAGAAGCUUGAUAACUUCACUAAGAUACUGCGUCCCCUAAUGACACCCAUUGGUCAGGAUUUCACAACAAAUAAAGAUUUGUCCAACGAUUCUUUCUGUCAAACGUACAAUCAAAUCUUGGAUGAAACAAUCGAAGCAUUUAAAGGCUGCCCUUCAAAUAAAGUCCAAUGGUCAUCGAAGAAUAUUAGCAUCAUUCGGAAGAAUUACUAUCCUGUUACUACAGGGAGUACACCACCAUUCUAGUGCAGUGAUCCGAAAACAAAGUUAAGUGGACCUCGGAAAAUAUCGACAUCAUUCGAAAAAAUCAUUAUCCAGUUGUAUUUGGGAGGACACCACAAUUCCACUGCAGUGAUCCAGGUUUUUGACUAGCCAUAACAAAGCUGAAACAUUUCCCAUUGACAAAAGCAAUAAGAUACUUGAAAUUUAAGCAUUAUUUGGCUCUAUUCAUUGCUUGCUUAACCAAGAUUUACCAGAAAUUUACAGAAAGAUCUCAAAGUAAUGAAUCACAUAUAUACAUAAUGUACAUGUAAUUAUAGAUGAAAUUUUCUAAAUACCGCGUUUCUCUGAAAUAUAUUACUAAACUCUGAACGGAGGUUGAUGUAAAUAAACAUACUUCAGUUUGAA
This is a messenger RNA of Saccostrea echinata, 1073 nucleotides long. RefSeq lists its product as uncharacterized. NCBI's taxonomy places the organism in Eukaryota, Metazoa, Mollusca, Bivalvia, Ostreida, Ostreidae. Bases 9 to 692 code for a protein of 227 amino acids. The record is from RefSeq and is a predicted model, not a curated record. The transcript has 5 exons.